This is a messenger RNA of Chara braunii, 3273 nucleotides long. Lineage: Eukaryota; Viridiplantae; Streptophyta; Charophyceae; Charales; Characeae. The record is from the annotation of a GenBank genome assembly.
UUGAAUCGCAAGAAGUUUUCGAUGUAAUCAAUGUAUGUUAUCUCAGAGGAGAGGUAGCUCUUUUUUCGGAACUCUCUCGGAACUUUGACAAAAGUAUAUGCAGAGGAAUGGACACCUUUGCUUUUCUCCUUCAUUACGAACUCAGUCAACUUGUGAUUCAGGUCCUGUCUCCGCAGUUCAAUUUGCUUUUUCACAUUCCUUUUCUUUGCAAAGCCAUUUGCCAUUGUUUUUGUUUAUUUUUUCCCCCUACAUCAUGCUUUCAUUUUGGUCGGCAGUUAUGCAGAAAUCAUGUGUGAAUGACAAAUUGACAAUCACCAACUUUAGAAGGUGGGCCGGGGGAGGGAAAGGAGGGGGAAUAUGUCCCUCUUUUCAUAAUCUCACAAUCCACCUCUCCACAGGGCAACUGUGACACACACAUCAUCCAUCAUUUCUGAUCAUCAGAAGAUAAAGGGUGAUUAUGGCCCAAAGCUUGGUCUGAUUACGGGGUCGGAUUAUGGGGUCUGAUCAUGGGGGGGCCCAAACCACACACAUCAUAUGGGCGUUGAAUGUCAUUGUGUCAAUUUGAGGUUUGAGCAUUAAAAUUUGCAGAGGUCCCAAAGCUUUGCCUUCGACGACAUCGCAGCAACUUUUCUGUGCGGGCGACUUCUUUUCUAAUGAACUUAUGACUAGAUGUAUUUCAUCUCACAUGCUCAGCAGAUUCAACCAGAUACCAUGUUACAUCCAUCACCAGAUUUACCACGCACUAACAUUUUCAAACUUCCCACAUCUCCACCCACCCUCAUUCCUGUCCCCCACAACCCCCUCUUCCUGCUUCCCUGGCCACGGCCUCAUUCUCGUCCCUCCCCCCACCCCCCUCCAUCCUCACUGGCCACUGGCUCCCUCAUCUUCCCAGUAGAAAACGUGGAACCCCGCAAUAGCUGAAUGUAGCUGAGAAAUGACCCUAGUUUUUAUAUGGGGGGCAAGACAGCAGAUCUGAUGGUUCUGGCAAAAGCUGCCCUAGGUUGGGAACAUUCCAACACGCUAUGAAUCGGAUCUUCCAUGACUAUUUAGAUAAGUUUGUCGUGGUUUACCUUGACGACAUUCUGAUCUUUAGUAAGUCUGCCGAGGAGCAUGCCCAACACGUUGAGACUGUACUUUCACUCCUGCGACAGCACAAGUAUAAGGUCAACCUAGAGACGUGUGAGUUUGGUCACACUAAGAUAUUAUACUUGGACCAUGAAGUAUCCGCGGAAGGGAUUAGGCCGGAAGAUGCGAAGGUGGCUAGUAUAAGGGGCUGGCCACGACCUCAGACUGUUACUGAGGUCAGAUCUUUCUUAGGAAUGUGCGGCUACUAUAGGAACUUCGUAAAGAACUAUUCUACAGUCGCCUCUGCUUUGACGGAUCUAACUCGACUUGACACGCCGUGGGACUGGAGUGAUGAGUGCGAGGGUGCUUUCAAGCGAUUGAAGCAUGCACUCAUGAAUCAUGAAGUUCUCAUGGUUCCCGAUCCUCAGAAGCCAUUUAUAGUGAUCACUGACGCAAGCCAAUAUGGCAUUGGCGUAGUGCUGGCUCAGCAGGAUGGGAAGAAGUUGAGACCGAUUGAGUACAUGAGUAAGAAGAUGCCAUCUACGAAACUGGCAAAGUCCACCUAUGAAAGGGAACUCUAUGCUCUCUAUAAGGCACUUGUCCAUUGGAGACAUUUUCUCUUGGGACGGUUCUUCUAUUUGAGGACUGACCAUCAGACACUCAAAUGGAUCAAGACUCAACCGACUCUUUCUGAUGCACUCAAGCGAUGGAUUGAGGUCAUAGAUCAAUAUGACUUCAAGCUUGAGUAUCUGAAGGGAGAGUACAACAAGGUUGCAGAUGCGCUAUCGCGUAGGGCAGACUACCUAGGGGCGCUAGUUUCUGACUUUGGUGUAUCGGAAGAAGUAACUCAAUCAUUGGUGGGAGCCUAUCAGGUAGACCCUGUCACGAUGGACAUCAUGCGCAAACUUCAGGCAAAAGACAAGGCCACAGAAAGACAGAGUGUUUCCAUGGAUUUCAUGGAUACCCUGGUGACCAGUAAGAGUGGCAAGAGGCAUAUCUUCGUCAUCAUCGAACGAUUCACCAAGUACGCUAGACUAGUUGCCAUGCCAGACACCGCAAGGACUGACCACGUCAUCAAGUUGUUUAUGGACAACUGGGUGUGUGAUUUUGGACUCCCAAAGUCAAUCGUUAGUGACAGAGAUGUCCGAUUCACAAGUGAGCUGUGGAAGAAGACUGCGGAACAGAUGGGCAGUCAACUUCAGAUGACUUCAGGGAAUCAUCCCGAAGCCAAUGGACAGGCCGAACAAAUGAACAGAGUUGUACAACAUUUGUCGAGGCAUUACAUCAAGCCCAACCAGGAUGAUUGGGAUGAGAAGUUGCCUCUCAUCGCCAACCUGUAUAACAAUGUUGUACACAACAGUACCGGCGUCUGUCCUAAUCAGCUACACUUGGGAUGGAAGCCUAGAUCAGCUCUAGACUUCCUCCUACCUGAAAACCGAUCCUCUGCAACUCCAGGCACACUUGAGUAUGGUGUGCAGUAUGAGAAGUUGUUGCAGCAAGCUGUCGAGCACAUCAAGAAAGCUCAACACGCAAUGAUUGCUUCUGAGAACAAGCAUCGACGACAGUCCUCAUUUCAGGUAGGGGAACGUGUCUGGGUCAAGGCUAGUGAGCUAGGACAGGAAUUCGGUAUCUCUAGAAAACUAAUGCCUCAGUAUUUUGGUCCCUGGGAAGUCCUGGAUAUAGUGGGGGAUGAGAUGAAUGGUCCUACCUAUGUUAUCCCUAUCCUUGGACACCUAUGCACUUACCCUGUCUUUCAUGCCUCAAAGCUUGCACCUUUUGCUGAGACUGAUCAAUUCCCUUCAAGGAGAACGAUGCUGCCCCCAACCAUGGAUGGUCAAGUGGACAUCGACGACAUUGUGGAUCACAGAGAUCUGCCUGUUCAGAAGCCAUUGGGUAAAGGAAGACCUCAUAAACCCAAGAGAGAAUAUCGCGUCAGAUUCAGGCAUCAUACGGAUCCGAAAGAAGAUCGAUGGUUCACCAGAGAGGAACUGAUUGACACAGCUCCUCAGGUGGUGGCAGAAUAUGAGAGGAUGCUAAAAGGAAAGGCACCUGUGAAGUAAGCAUCUCAACAGACUUUCGAAGCUAAUGGGGAUGGAAUGUGAGGAUUGAGCCCUCAAGAAGGGGCCUUGCCGUGAUGGACAUGUUCUGGGCUAAGGCCCCCAGCAAGCCUCGUGCCCGCCCUAAGUGAAGGCGGGCCAGCAAAUCAAC